GUUUUUAGAUCACCCUACCUUAUUGGGUCCUCUGAUUUCGAAAACUUCACGAUAUCACUACAAAAUGUUGGUCAAACUGCAUACGGUGCGUGUUUGUUGAUAACUGUACUUGAAGCUAACAUACUCCGCCCUCCUCCUGGAUGCACGCUUAACAAAGACAGUAAUAAUUUUUUAUGCAAACCUGAUCAACCUGUUCGCAAUGGUAAAGACUGGAUUAUUCAUCCAGUACAAGUCGAAACAACACUACUAACAAGUGGGAACGACAAACUAACAAUAAGAAGUGAAUUAUUUAGUAACUGCAAUAAUCAAACAGACAAGAAUACAUUUGAAUAUAUUUUUGCUUUAAAAAGUGAUUUUGAGAAUAUAAUUGUCAAGGGUCAAGCAAAUCCAGAAGAAAAUGUUAAUAUGACACGUAGUGACGUGUACGAGGCAGGAAAAAAUAUGGAUCACGUUUACACGAUAAGCAAUAACGGCAAGACAAAUUGGAUUGGUAUCAAAAGCGAGAUCGUUUUGGAUAACGUACCAUAUGUCAAUUACUCAGGAGCACCGAUUACUAUUUCAAAAGAUAAAUCGUCAGGCAUCGAGUGUACCAUGACAAACAGCAAUCGAACAGAGACCGAAAUAAGGGUAUUGUGUGAUAUCGGAGACUUGAAACCAAAACAAAAGGCACACAUCGUUAUUGCAAUCACGAUUCCACCAAACACUCUAGAAUUCAAAGAAGAAAAUGAAAAUGUUACGAUUUCAACAACGCUUAAUUUAAUUCUUAACAAUGAGACAAUAUCUUCAAGUUUACAGACCGUAGUACGAUUCGUGACGGUUGCAGUAGAUCUAUGGAUCAUCAUCGUCUCGUCGGUGGUCGGCUUAAUAAUACUUCUCAUUAUUUCUUAUGCAUUACACAAGGGUGGAUUUCUACGACGAAAAAACAAGGAAAAGCUUAAAGUACUUAAGAGGGAAGUUUAUCGGCAAAGUAUGCGUCGAUCUGCGAUAAGAGAAAGUAUGCGUGCUGCUGCCAACCGAAAAAGUACCGAAGAUUUGCAAGGCAUGUUGACGACUGUCGAAGAAGAAGAAAGCGCUGAUAGUAAAGUCAUAAAUGAACUAAAACAUAAAUUUCAGUAACAUUAUAAUAAACUACUUUUCAGGUGUGCUGAAA
Melitaea cinxia (Glanville fritillary) is the source of this 1150-nucleotide messenger RNA. Its product is annotated as integrin alpha-PS4-like. Gene Ontology annotation, molecular function: integrin binding. Bases 406 to 1116 code for a protein of 236 amino acids. The record is from RefSeq and is a predicted model, not a curated record. The transcript is spliced from 9 exons. Gene Ontology annotation, cellular component: integrin complex; external side of plasma membrane. Gene Ontology annotation, biological process: cell-matrix adhesion; cell-cell adhesion; integrin-mediated signaling pathway. Lineage: Eukaryota; Metazoa; Arthropoda; Insecta; Lepidoptera; Nymphalidae.